CACGGCACGCUCCUUCAUCUCGCUGCCAUCGCGUCCGCCUCCUGGUGGCCGCUCCCCGCAUCGGUAACGAACCGCCCACCGCCAUCCAUUGCCAUCGCCGCCGCCGCCGCUACCACCUCGAGCACCACCACCACCAACAACCAGACCACGAGCCCAGGCGUCGGCUCGCGUCGCCGCGAUGGCCAUCACAGCCGAGGCGCUCAAGCAGAAGUUGGAGAAGGAGCUGGACGCCUCCUACGUGGAGGUGGAUGACAUCUCGCCCACGAUGUGCGGGGCGAGCUUUAAGGUUCUCGUCGUUUCGUCAAAGUUUGAGGGCAAGCCGCUGCUGCAGAGGCACAGGCUGGUGAACGCGGCGCUUGCGGAGGAGCUCAAGGAGAUCCACGCGUUCCAGCAGAAGACGCUGACGCCAGAGCAGUGGCAGCAGGAGAAGGCGCCCCAGUAACGACGCUGCAAAGGCCGCCCCCAUCAUCCCUAACCCCCUCCCCUGCUCCAACAGCGCCGACCCAGCAUCGACUGACAGACAGGGCUCCAUGCUCAUCAACCAAUGCAGCAGGAGUUCGUGCGAGCAAUGCCCUUUGUCGUUAUAAAUCACGACAGUGACUACUGACGGGAAGGCUAUUAUUUGCGAGCCAGGAAGGAUCCUUUGCAAUACUUCCCACAACCGUGGAUUCCUUGGAAACCACCGCUUAAGAUGACCAUGAAGGAUGCAUUAUCGUAAGCCGUUGUAUUUCCACGAAAAUCGCUCUCUGUCCAUGGCCAUCUGCAGUGACUACGCAAUCCUCUGUAACACACCACAAUGGAUAGACAGGCUCCUUUUUAACCCUACAAAGUUAGUCCAGAAACGGGCUACCGAGUGGGGACGGCAGAAUCACACCUCGUGAUGAAGCCCCCAAAGCGGCUCGUCACGCUCUCCUUUACCUCCCAAAACCAUGACAGUUUAUCUUCUAAGCCUACAGUUAAUCCAGAAACAUUCCCCAUUGUCAACCACCACAAAUGGCAUUAGCAAGGCUCCAUUACCACGAGCGGUGGUGGAGUCGUUAUUGUGCAGUGCUGCACUAUGAACCCGGUGACCCGAGUUCACUUCUGAACCACAACGAAGAUCAGUGGUGAUAUCUGAACGGGUCCUGGGUUCUACCUGCCAACCUUCCCAGCCUCACCUGCACUGACCAGUGUGGUGAAGUAUGGUCAAACAACUUACAUUUCCAACACGGUUUGGGGAGGCCUUCAUCCAGCAGUGGAUUCACAUUGGGCUGUAAAUGAUUAUUGAUAACAAAAUUGAGCUCGAUUGUAAAACGAAUAACCAUGAAAAGAAGCCCCACUUAAUGAUGCCAUGGUGAAUUAAAAUCAAGCCAUCUUGUCAAAUAACAACAGCACCAGACCGAGUGACUCACACCAACCCUCAUUGCCAUUCCACUUGCCUUGGGAGUGCGUACAUACGUGCACACAGUGUAUAAGAUAGGCUGACGUAAGGAAAUGAUUGAAACGUUUUUUUAUUCAAUUAGUCAAUGGUUUGCGUUGUUACGUUAAUAAACAUAUCAUCGCUGCA
Petromyzon marinus (sea lamprey) is the source of this 1546-nucleotide messenger RNA. RefSeq names its product bolA family member 2 (gene BOLA2B). Gene Ontology annotation, cellular component: nucleus; cytosol. Gene Ontology annotation, biological process: intracellular iron ion homeostasis; protein maturation. Lineage: Eukaryota; Metazoa; Chordata; Hyperoartia; Petromyzontiformes; Petromyzontidae. The record is from RefSeq and is a predicted model, not a curated record. Gene Ontology annotation, molecular function: 2 iron, 2 sulfur cluster binding.